AUGUUGAACGUGCGGCGAGAUAUGAUGAGGAUGGGAACCAGGGCUGCCCACGGGAGCGGUUAUGCGAUGCCCCGAACACUAAGUCUGCUGGGCAGAACUUCAUACUCGCCCAGCUGGGAGCGAUGGAGGAAUGUCGCGCCCAACGGACAGCAGACCCCCAAGCAGAGCGCCAGCGCGGCGCGGGUUCGCGACAGCAAUCAGGCGGCGGCGGCGGCGGAGGUCCUGAGCGUAAUGAAGCACCGCUACCACGUCUCGAUGCCCAAAGGGGGUCAAUUCCUGAUGAACACGCGUGCGCCAGGUGGUGGCGGCGGCGGCAGCGGCAGCUGGGGUCCGUGGGCGAAUCCUCGCGAGAAGGGAGACAAAUCGGACAAGAGUGGCGGCGGUGGAGGUGGCGGUGGAGGUGGUGGCGCCAAGCCUCCAUUGGAACCGUGGACGAACAGCUUGGCCCUGGCGGCCGUGGGGGUAAUUGCUCUGCCCCUGUUACUCGCUGGCCUGGGAGCCCCCACCCCGACGGGCAGCGAGAUCUCAUUCCAGCAGCUCACCAACGAACUCCUGCCCGAGGACAAGAUCGCAAAGCUGGAGGUCGUCAAUGGAAACCGAGUGCGCGUCUAUCUCAAGGAUGACGCGACGCGCGACCCGAGGACCGGAGAGCUGCAGCAUACGAAGGCGGCCUACACCAUCACCAUCGGGUCGGUGGAGACGUUCGAGAAGCAGCUCGAGGAAGUCCAGCGGCUGCUCGAAAUCGACCCUCACCAGUUCAUUCCCGUCACCUACACCACCCUGCCCGAUUGGGGGUACAUGUUUACCUACUUCGACGGGGGAAUGCUGGCGAAUUGGCUUCCGCCACUGCUGUUGGUCGGCUUCCUCGUGUGGAUGACCCGCUCCUCGCUCAAGGCUGCUGGCGGACCGCUCAAGGGCAUGUUCGACGCGGCGUCCAAUCCCGCCAAGCUCUACAACAAGGAGACGGGCGUGAAGCUCAGCUUUUCCGACGUGGCCGGCCUGGAGGAGGCCAAGGAGGAGAUCAUGGAGUUCGUCUCCUUCCUCAAGUUCCCCGAACAGUACCGCGCCCUCGGCGCCAAGAUUCCCAAGGGAGCACUCUUGGUGGGUCCGCCCGGCACGGGCAAGACCCUCCUGGCCAAGGCCACCGCUGGCGAGGCCUCCGUCCCCUUCUACUCCGUGUCGGGUUCGGACUUUAUUGAGAUGUACGUCGGCGUCGGUCCUGCCCGGGUGCGUGGCCUUUUCGAGGAGGCGCGCAAGAACGCCCCGUGCAUCGUCUUCAUCGACGAAAUCGACGCCGUGGGACGCGCUCGUGGCAAGGGCAAGUUCAAGGGAGGCGGCAACGACGAGCGCGAGAACACCCUCAACCAGCUGCUCGUCGAGAUGGACGGAUUCAACUCGCAAGCCGGAAUCGUGGUGCUGGCCGGCACCAACAGACCCGACAUUCUCGACCGCGCGCUGCUGCGGCCUGGCCGUUUCGAUCGCCAGAUUGCUUUGGAUAAGCCCGACGUGAAGUCCCGCGAAGCCAUCUUCCUGGUGCACCUCAGCAAGGUCUCCACUGAGAAGCCGGCCCCGGAGAUCGCCCCGCGACUCGCGCAGCUCACCCCGGGUUUCUCAGGAGCCGACAUCGCCAACGUGUGUAACGAAGCCGCCCUCAUCGCGGCCCGCCACAACAAGCUCGCAGUCGACGAACAGGACUUCGAAGCGGCCAUCGACCGGGUGAUCGGAGGGCUGGAGAAGAAGAACAAGGUCCUCAACCCGGAGGAGAAGCGAACCGUCGCCUACCACGAGGCGGGCCACGCCGUGGCGGCCUGGUUCCUCCGGCACUGCGACCCCCUUCUCAAGGUCUCGAUCGUGCCUCGCGGCCAAGCGGCGCUGGGCUAUGCGCAGUACUUGCCCAAGGACACCUACCUGGUGACCCAGGAGGAGUUGUUCGAUCGAAUGUGUAUGGCUCUGGGCGGCCGCAUCGCAGAGCAGCUGGAGUUCCAAAAGAUGUCGACCGGCGCGUCGGACGAUCUGGACAAGGUCACCCGCAUGGCCUACUCCCAGGUGAUCGGCUACGGCAUGAACGAGCGCGUGGGACCCAUCGCCUUUAACCCCAAUGAAGAGAGCUCCGGCCGCCCCUACAGCGAGAACUUGGCCGAGAUCGUCGACGAGGAGGUGCGGGAGAUGGUCAAGAAGGCCUACGCCACCACUCGCGCCCUCCUGCAGGACAAGUACGAGGGCCUCAAGCAGGUGGCCGAGCUGCUGCUGCAGAAGGAGAAGAUCCGGGGCGAGGACCUCGAAGCGGAGCGCAUCCAGCAGCGAGAGCAGGAGCUCCGGGAAGCCGAGGGUCAUCAACGCCUCCCAGCGCGACACAGCCCCAGCCCUGAUGACGAUGAGCAGCACGUUUCUCCGUCCCGGUGGCCAGCCCUUCUGCUGGUGGCGGCCAAGUGCGGGCGAGCCCUCACCGCCCACACGUCCUACCAGGUGCCGGUGGUGGUGUGGGCGUGCCUGCUGCUGUUCGCCGCCUCCCUCUUCUACGUCCUCCGCCAGCCGUGGAAGGACGGCAAGAAGCGCCUCCGCACCAAGCUGUGGGCGCGGAUUGGAUUCAACGCGGGCCUCUACGCCCUCGAGCUCGUGCUCUGGCACCACUGCCUCAGCCUCUACGGACCCGUGCGGACGCUGCUGGUGGUGGACUACGGAGACGUGCUGCUGGCACCCCUCUUCAACCCGCGGCAGGGCUCCUCCUCCGGCGGCGGCGCGUCGUCAGGGAAGCGUGGCGCCCGCAUGCAGGGCUCGCUCCUGGUCCUCCUCGCCUACGCCCUCCUCUUCGCCUUCGACGCGCCCGUCUCCGGCUUCGCUGAGGAGUGGGGUCUGGUGGACAAACUCUACGGAGCGGGCGUGGUGGCCGCCGCCAUCGCUGUCGCCUUCGCGCGGAAGCGAUACCACCGAAAGCUCGCCGUGGGCUCGGCCAAGCGUCUGACGGCCCUCUCCGUGAUGAUGGGCGCCGCCAUCCUCGUCCCCUUCGCCCUCUACGCCUACGCGUUCCAGGCCACGACCGGGCAGGAGGGAGAGGGAGGGAGCGCGAGCAUCAACAUCAACUCGAGCGGCGGCAGCAGCGAGGGGUCGUCGAGCGGCUUCGGCCUAUGGGUCGCCGUGGGCCUCGCGGCCGCCCUCUUCGUGGUCGGCGACUCGUGGGCGGAGCACGUCGUGCGCUCCCGCCUGCCCUCCCCCGCCCUCGCCACCAAGCUCGGCCUUGCCGGGGCGGUGGCGUGUGCGACGGUGGCGGGCUGGCUGUGGCCUCCCACCAGCCUCUCCCUCGUCACGUUCGCGGUGGCGGCCCUCGUCAUGUUCGGGGCGCACAUGCGAUUCCAGGGCGAGCAGGAGACCUCCGUCCAGCACUCCAUGUUCGCGGCGGAGGGCGCCGACGAGGGCCUUCCCACCGAGGCCUUCUCCGGCUCCCAUGGCGGGGGUCAGCUGUGGCCGUUCUUCAAGAACACGCUGCGGGAGAUCCUGGCCAACAGCGAGUCGCGCAGCAUCUUCCUGUUCCUGGUCAUCAACCUGGCCUUCAUGGGCGUCGAGGUGGCCUACGGCUACUGGACCAACUCCCUCGGUCUGAUCUCGGACGGGUUCCACAUGCUGUUCGACUGCACGGCCCUCUUCAUCGGCCUCUACGCGUCCGGUCUGCUGGUGAACCUGAUCGGCGUGUUUGCCUUCGCCCACGGCCACGCGCACGGCGGACACGGACACUCGCACGGCGGCGACGGCGGACACACCAAGAAAAAGAAGAAGCACAAGAAGGGCAAGCACGGCCACUCCCACGGCCACGGCGACCACGGCCAUGCCCACGGCCACGACGACCACGGCCAUGCCCACGGCCAUCACGACGACCACCACGACGAUCACCACGACCACGACGAUCAUGACGACCACCAUGAUCAUGACGACCACCACGGCCACUCACACAAGCAGAAGAAGAAGAAGCACAGCUUCUCGGCCUCCAAGUCGGUGCUGGGUAAGCUCGUGGAGCCCUUCGCCGACUUCUUCCACCGCCUCUGGCACGAGGGCCUCACCGACAACCUCAGCGGUAUCUGGCUGCACGUGAUGGCCGACACCCUGGGUAGCGUGGGGGUCAUCUUCUCGUCGUUCUGCAUCAUGAACUUCGGCUGGACUAUCGCCGACCCCAUCUGCUCCUUCUGCAUCGCUCUGACGAUCCUGAUCUCGGUCAUCCCGCUGCUGAAGCAGUGCUCCGUCACGCUCGCACUCCGAGCGCCGGCGCACCUCCAAAAGGACAUCGACAAGGCCAUCACGCGGCUGGAGGGUGUGAUGGGUGUGCGCGACGUGCACGUGUGGAAGCUUGCGGGCGACACGGUGGUGGCAACUCUCCACGUGCAGGUCCAGAACCACGUCGACGAACAAAAGAUCAUCAAGGCCGUAAAGGGGUUCUUUGCUGACACGGUGGAGAACCUGACGGUGCAGGUGGAGAAGGACCGAUUCUACGACCUGCAGACAAGGCUACAAAAGCAGCCGCUCUCCCUCCCCUCUUCCGCUCUCCCCAUGGCGGCGCCCGCUCCAUUCACGCCCCAGCCGGCCCCCGUCCUGGCGCCCUACAUCACCAACGCCUCUCGUUCCCACUCUGUCGGCUCACUCGCCGCCUCCGCUUCCUCUCCUCCCACUUCCUCUUCUUUCUUCUCUGCCGACCCCGCGGCGGACGAGGGUCACCGCCACCACCACGAUUAUCACCACCAUGACCACCACCACGACCAUCCUCACCAUGAUCACCACCACCACGACCAGCACAUUGACAUCACGGUCGACAAGAGUCUGUAA
Acanthamoeba castellanii str. Neff is the source of this 4809-nucleotide messenger RNA. RefSeq names its product ATPdependent metallopeptidase HflB subfamily protein. Gene Ontology annotation, biological process: monoatomic cation transport; transmembrane transport; mitochondrial protein processing. Gene Ontology annotation, molecular function: ATP-dependent peptidase activity; monoatomic cation transmembrane transporter activity; ATP hydrolysis activity. Gene Ontology annotation, cellular component: m-AAA complex; membrane. NCBI's taxonomy places the organism in Eukaryota, Discosea, Longamoebia, Acanthamoebidae. The transcript has 35 exons. The record is from RefSeq and is a predicted model, not a curated record. Bases 1 to 4809 code for a protein of 1602 amino acids.